Messenger RNA from Dromiciops gliroides (monito del monte), 702 nucleotides. RefSeq names its product cytochrome c oxidase assembly protein COX14. Bases 196 to 375 code for a protein of 59 amino acids. The record is from RefSeq and is a predicted model, not a curated record. Lineage: Eukaryota; Metazoa; Chordata; Mammalia; Microbiotheria; Microbiotheriidae. Gene Ontology annotation, biological process: mitochondrial respiratory chain complex IV assembly. The transcript is spliced from 2 exons. Gene Ontology annotation, cellular component: mitochondrion.
AAGAAAUCAUUUCCGCUCUAAGACUUCUGUCUGGGCGCUUCGCUUAAAGUUCAAGGUCUCGAGUUCUCCCCCGACUCCCACUAUCGCAUCUCUAUGGUUCCGGUCCCACUUUCCCUUGGGGCCGGAAGUGGCGCAGCGUCGACGGCUGAGCGAAGUCGAAGGACUUAGGGAGGCUGCGAUCUUAACUGCGGCAAAAUGCCAUCAUCUAAACAACUGGCUGACUUUGGCUACAAGGCCUUCUCUGCCUCCAUGAUGUUGCUCACCGUGUAUGGCGGCUUCCUGUGUAGUGCCCGGGCCUAUCGCUACUUUCAGCAUCGUGGUGUCCUACGGCAGGCAGCUGAAGAACAAAAGGCUCAAAGUAUUCUGCAGGACUGAAGAUAUCAUCCUACCUCAGAAUGGUCUGUGGCCUGAGGCACGCCAUAGAACACCUGAAAUUAUUUGCAUGGAAGGGUAAUUGCCAGCCCUAGCCUGGGAAUCUCUAUGGCGUCCAUCCUUGGUCGGCGGAAUGUAUUGACAUGUUCCUUGCCCUGAGUUUUGAGUGACAUUGGAUCAUGACAAGAGGGGUGACAGUGAAAAACAAUAAUAUAAAGACAUUAAGUUUGGUUUGCCAUUUCAGGCUUUUGGUACUUGUUUACUUGUGUUGGGGAUUAUUCUGUUUGAUCAGGGCAGAAUCACAGAGAUAAUAAAAGCUCAGCUUCCUAA